UUUUCUAAAAAUGAGUGAAGAAUUUCGGCAGGAAAUGCCGCCAGCUGGUGGAUAUCGGCCGUUCAAUUAUAAUAGAACAUAUGCAAAAACUUUAUGGGGACCUGGUCUUUUUGUGGCGUUUAAUCUUGCAACAGCCGUUACUGGAUAUUUCUAUAAUAUGAAGGAUUAUCGACACAGGAGGCUGGCAAUUUAUUUUGAAGACAAGGAUUUGGUGAAUGCUAUGGAACCAUUUCUACUUGCUGAGCGUGAUCGAAUUGUACUUCGAAUAAUGAAGAAGAAUCAAGAGUUGGAGAAGGAUUUGAUGAAGGAGGUUCCAGGAUGGAAAGUUGGAACGUGGUAUGGUGAACCUAUCUAUUUUACGCUUGGUGAUCAAUGGAUUGAGCCGACUGCUCUGGAAGCCAAUAUACAUUUGAAAUUUGAUGAUUGGCACAAAAAUGGUUAUUGGCGCCAGGAAGGACCUUGGCCAACUAGGCCGUGGAUGUUUUAGU
Messenger RNA from Meloidogyne enterolobii, 488 nucleotides. The record is from the annotation of a GenBank genome assembly. NCBI's taxonomy places the organism in Eukaryota, Metazoa, Nematoda, Chromadorea, Rhabditida, Meloidogynidae.